CACAGCUGUCAGAGGAGCGCGCCUGUGACGAUGGAGGCUGCGAUCGAGGUAUUUGUAUCCAGGAGGCGCGUCUUCCUCUAUUGAUAAACCAAGGAGGUCAGAGACUCCCUUUUGGAAGCAGGGUCUGAUUUUUCUGCGCUAACAGAUCUAAAGGAAGCAUCAUGUUCCAUGACUUCAUUUCACCCCAGGGGACUUCAGGCUGUCCGUGCACGGAAGUUCAAGAGUAAAAGGCCACGGAGUAACAGUGAUUCUUUUCAGGAAGAGGAUCUGAGGCAGGGUUUUCAGUGGCAGAGGAAGAGCCUCCCUUUUGGGGCAGCCUCAUCCUACUUGAACUUGGAGAAGCUGGGUGAAGGUUCUUACGCUACGGUUUACAAGGGGAUUAGCAGAAUAAACGGACAACUAGUGGCUUUAAAAGUCAUCAGCAUGAAUGCAGAGGAAGGAGUCCCAUUUACAGCUAUCCGGGAAGCUUCUCUCCUGAAGGGUUUGAAACAUGCCAAUAUUGUGCUCCUGCAUGACAUAAUCCACACCAAAGAGACACUGACAUUCGUUUUUGAAUACGUGCACACAGACCUGGCCCAGUAUAUGUCGCAGCACCCGGGAGGCCUUCAUCCUCACAACGUCAGGCUUUUCAUGUUUCAACUUUUGCGGGGCCUGGCGCACAUCCACCACCAACACGUCCUUCACAGGGACCUGAAACCUCAGAACUUACUCAUCAGUCACCUGGGAGAGCUCAAACUGGCUGAUUUUGGUCUUGCUCGGGCCAAGUCCGUUCCCAGCCAGACAUACUCUUCAGAAGUUGUGACACUCUGGUACCGCCCUCCUGAUGCCUUGCUGGGAGCCACUGAAUAUUCCUCUGAACUGGACAUAUGGGGUGCAGGCUGCAUCUUUAUUGAAAUGUUCCAGGGUCAGCCUUUGUUUCCUGGGGUUUCCAACAUCCUUGAACAGCUGGAGAAGAUCUGGGAGGUGUUGGGAGUCCCUACGGAGGAUACCUGGCCUGGAGUUUCUCAGCUACCUAACUACAAUCCAGACUGGUUCCCCCUGCCGGAGCCUCAGAGCCUUCAGAACGUCUGGAGCAGGUUGGGCAAGGUUCCUGCAGCUGAAGACCUGGCUUCGCAGAUGCUCAAAGGCUGUCCCAGAGACCGCGUCUCCGCCCGGCAGGCGCUGGUUCACGACUAUUUCAGCGCCCUGCCCGCCCAGCUGCACCAGCUUCCUGACGAAGAGUCUCUGUUUACGGUUUCAGGAGUGAGGCUAAAGCCAGAAAUGUGUGACCUUUUGACCUCCUACCGGAAAGGUCGUCACCCAGCUGGGUUGAGCAAAUGCUGGUGAAAAGAAAGGCAACAUCACCACGAUCCUUCCAGGGCUACAUUACUGCUGUUUCGGUUUUAAUUUGCUUGAGUUUACUAGGAAGCUUCAAAUCUAACUCCACAUUGGACCAGGGAUUUGUACCAUCACCUGUGACCUAGAAUGUUUUUGG
Molecule: messenger RNA, 1474 nt
Organism: Equus quagga
Lineage: Eukaryota; Metazoa; Chordata; Mammalia; Perissodactyla; Equidae
Gene: CDK15
Product: cyclin dependent kinase 15
Exons: 14
Coding region: 169-1326 (385 amino acids)
Biological process (GO): protein phosphorylation
Cellular component (GO): cytosol; nucleus; cytoplasm
Molecular function (GO): cyclin binding; ATP binding; cyclin-dependent protein serine/threonine kinase activity
Source: RefSeq, a predicted model, not a curated record